Molecule: messenger RNA, 2342 nt
Organism: Nelumbo nucifera (sacred lotus)
Lineage: Eukaryota; Viridiplantae; Streptophyta; Magnoliopsida; Proteales; Nelumbonaceae
Product: pyruvate decarboxylase 1
Cellular component (GO): cytosol
Molecular function (GO): thiamine pyrophosphate binding; pyruvate decarboxylase activity; magnesium ion binding
Source: RefSeq, a predicted model, not a curated record
CUAUGUCUACGUUUACCUUAAGUUUUGAGUUUAAUUAAGCUCCCCGGUUUUUUUCUGUCGCUCUGUCCUUCUAAAACUGCCACUGCCCCUGGUUUUUUAACUGCCAAAGCCCAUAUAAAUUGUAUACAGGGCUUCCUGCGGUUUCAAGUGUCACGACAACUCACUCAAACCCUCCAACUCCCAACUCUCAAGCCUCAACCUUGUGAAAGAUGGAGAACGGUCACACGGCAGCAUUCGCAGUGUACCCGCCCAAACGAAAACUCUCUCAAAAUAAUGGAUCCGAUAAACCCUCCCAAGACUCUCCCAAAAGACCAAUCUUUGAUGCCAUUGUCUAUUCCAAUGACAUCGGAGCUAUCAACGGAUUCAAACCUGCUAGCAACGACGUGGGCUGCCUCCCACACCACGGCGCGGUCGUGCCCGUCCAGAACUCGGUCUCAUCUGCCGCCAUUGGAUCGUCUGAGUCGACACUCGGCCGGCACCUCGCUCGUCGACUCGUCCAGAUUGGUGUCACCGAUGUCUUCUCCGUUCCCGGUGACUUCAACUUAACCCUACUCGACCACCUCAUAGCCGAGCCUGGGCUCAACCUCAUUGGCUGCUGCAACGAGCUCAAUGCUGGAUAUGCUGCUGACGGCUAUGCCCGGUGUCGCGGCGUUGGUGCCUGUGUCGUCACCUUCACAGUGGGUGGCCUCAGCAUCCUCAAUGCCAUCGCCGGUGCUUACAGUGAGAAUCUCCCCCUCAUCUGCAUCGUCGGUGGCCCAAAUUCUAACGACUAUGGCACUAAUAGAGUUCUUCACCACACGAUCGGAUUGCCGGAUUGGUGUCAAGAGCUUCGAUGCUUCCAGACCGUUACCUGCUUUCAGGCAGUCGUGAAUAACUUAGAAGAUGCACAUGAACUGAUUGAUACUGCCAUCUCAACAGCUUUGAAAGAAAGCAAACCAGUUUAUCUCAGCAUUAGCUGUAAUUUAGCAGGCAUCCCUCAUCCUACUUUCAGUCGAGAGCCCGUCCCGUUCUUCCUGUCUCCUAGAUUAAGCAAUCAAAUGGGUCUUGAAGCAGCAGUGGAAGCCACGUCGGAGUUCUUGAACAAGGCGGUGAAGCCAAUCAUGGUGGGUGGUCCAAAACUCCGAGUUGCGAAAGCCUGUGAUGCCUUCGUUGAGCUUGCAGAUGCUUGUGGUUAUCCGAUUGCCGUGAUGCCUUCAGCGAAAGGUCUGGUGCCAGAACACCACCCUCAUUUCAUCGGGACCUACUGGGGCGCCGUGAGCACCCCAUUCUGUGCGGAAAUUGUGGAAUCGGCUGAUGCUUACAUCUUCGCUGGGCCAAUUUUCAAUGACUACAGCUCGGUUGGGUACUCGCUACUUCUCAAGAAAGAGAAAGCAAUAAUAGUAGAACCACAUCGAGUGGUGAUUGCAGAUGGGCCUACAUUCGGCUGCAUUCUAAUGAAGGACUUCCUCCAGGCCCUUGCAAAGAGGCUUAAAUGCAACACGACUGCCUUCGACAACUACCAUCGAAUUUUGGUCCCGGAGGGGCUUCCGCUCAGGUGUGAGCCCAAGGAGGCAUUGAGGGCCAACAUCCUUUUCAAGCACAUACAGGAGAUGUUGUCAAGUGAUACCGCCGUGAUUGCUGAGACAGGAGAUUCCUGGUUUAACUGUCAGAAACUGAAACUACCACAAGGUUGCGGUUACGAGUUCCAGAUGCAAUAUGGAUCAAUUGGGUGGUCAGUGGGUGCAACGCUUGGGUAUGCGCAGGCAGCGCCAAAUAAGCGAGUGAUUGCUUGCAUUGGUGAUGGAAGCUUUCAGAUGACAGCACAAGAUGUGUCGACAAUGCUGCGUUGUGGGCAAAGGAGCAUCAUAUUCCUGAUAAAUAACGGUGGAUACACCAUUGAAGUUGAGAUCCAUGAUGGACCCUACAAUGUGAUUAAGAACUGGAACUGCACUGGUUUGAUGAAUGCAAUCUGCAAUGGCGACGGAAAGUGCUGGACCACUAAGGUGCGAUGUGAAGAGGAGCUAGUAGAAGCGAUCAAAUUGGCAACAGGAGAUAAGAAAGAUUGUUUGUGCUUCAUAGAGGUUAUCCUUCACAAGGAUGACACGAGCAAAGAGCUACUUCAAUGGGGAUCCAGGGUUUCUGCUGCCAAUAGUCGCCCGCCAAACCCUCAGUAGAUCCCUGCUGGCUGCUUCCGGCCUGCCCUGAAAUGAAGCCUUCUCUCUGACUGUUGUUUUUUUUUUUUGGCUGAUUCCCUUGAACAGAAGAUGUAUUUUCUUCUAAGUUUCUAUCUUUGUAGUAUUCUCUUGUUUCGCCAUGCUUGUACAUAAAUUCUUUUCCUUGAAUAAUGUUUACAUUUAUGUUUU